CAUCGUAGCCUCGAAAAAAAAAGACGAAGAAGCACCAAUACAACAUAUAAAACAUAUAAAAGGCAUUACACGAAAAUGGCGUCGGUAAUCAAGUAUCCAGGAAAGCAUGAUGUCAUGCUCGGGCGGGGUGGAGAGUCAAACUACCACAGCGGGAACAUUGCGUUCCGCCACAUGGUGCAGCAGUACAAGGAGCGUUUCCGGUUGGGAUCCCGCAAAGAGAAGAAUAGAGUCAUUGAUGAAGUCGUCAAUACAUGGAGAAACCAAGACCCCAUUGGCCGUUUUGUGGCCAAGAAGAAGCUCAGCAAUGGGGAUGUUGUCUGGUACGACGUGGGAGAUGAUCUUGCAAGGAAACGGGCGGCCAAGUCUUUGGCAGAGUGGACUCCUCAAGCACCCCAAAGCUCCCAGCAUAAGAGACAAAGGAGUGAUGAAAGUUACUCAUCAGUGUACAAAUCGAGGGAAACAAAAUCAAGUCCACUAAAGAGGUCAAGGUCAACUGGAAACGAUGAUGCCCCGUCUACAGGCCUUCCUGCGACUCCAGUGAGCAAUGCAAACCCUUUCAACCCACUGCUAAUGGGGUCUCCAACAGCAGUUGGUAUGGACACGAGCAGCUUUUUCCCAAGUCAGCAACCCCCUCAACAACCAUUUCCAGGGUUGCCAACGCUCUCACUCCCACUGCCACAGUCGCAACCUGAACCUCCAUCUGAUCUCGUGAUGCUCCAAACAAGCACCUAUGUACAACAUCCACAAGUUAAUGUCGCGGCGCAACUUCUUCCCCAAGAAGACCUAGUCAUGCCAGACUUUUUGUGCAACGUGAACCAACUUAGCAACUUGAACAUUAACAUGGGUGUUCUUCCUCUUGAGCGCAUUCGAAUGACAAUACCAACUGCCGCAGAGUUGUCCGCGGAAGCCUUCUCCUCGGAUGACGACAAAUCUGAUCGCAGCCAUGAGAGUCAUGGUAGCAACAAUACCAUUACUAUCAUGGGGGGCAAUAACAAGGGCUUCUCCUCCAGAGUUUCCGGCUCGGGUUCGGCUUGGUAUCAACCAGAUUGGCAAACCUGGCUCAGGAAGUGAACUCGAAGACAGCUACUUGUUGAUGGUGGCUGCUCAUCUUUGGCAGACUGCUGUCUUUGGUAGACUGUUGUAUCUAGCUACUAGCUACCUACUAGAGGCGAUAAUGUUGAUUGAUUGGCUUCCAACAAAGAGCACAAGUUUUGGGCAACCCUUGCCUUGGGGAGGUUCGAUACUGCUGCAAUCUUUUAAUUCGUCACUGCACCGCACACUUUGUGACGUGGCGAAAGAGGGGAGGACCACAACACAACACCUACCUUAUGAGAGAAGCCAGAGGACGUGCAAGAAUCGCUACACGUGUACAGUACCGUACCGGUACGAGAGAUUGCUCCAGUAAGAAAAUAAACAAAAAGGCUUUGGGUUAUACGGUGCAGUGUACCAGUAUCGCUAUUGUUCCCAUGACAGCUCAUACUUCGUACCGCUAAUAUUUUAAAUAUGUUCA
Seminavis robusta is the source of this 1510-nucleotide messenger RNA. Lineage: Eukaryota; Bacillariophyta; Bacillariophyceae; Naviculales; Naviculaceae. The record is from the annotation of a GenBank genome assembly.